This is a messenger RNA of Candidula unifasciata, 910 nucleotides long. Lineage: Eukaryota; Metazoa; Mollusca; Gastropoda; Stylommatophora; Geomitridae. The record is from the annotation of a GenBank genome assembly.
AUGAAACAAGUGGGUCGAUGUGGAAGACGCCGCAGAUCUGUUCGACAGAACAGAAUUCAGCAAGGAGUCUCACAGUCACACCAGCCAGUAUAUGUGAAGCUCCUGCAGUGGAUGAAGGAGAAUGUGGGUAACAGUCAGUGGAAGUCAAGUGUCUGGCAAUGCUUGGAGCCUGCCUACUUUAAAGAUACUGGAAGAGGGUUGAGAGCUAGAAAGAACAUUUACCCAGGGGAGACAAUCAUUUCUAUACCACAACAACUUCUGGUAACAGUUAGAACAGUUUUUGACAGUGAUAUAGGAGCUGUAAUAUUCAGGGAGAAAGAGAAGUGGACACCACAACAAUUAUUAACCAUAUUUUUGGUAAUUGAACGCCAUCGAGGAGACAUGUCGCCAUGGUUUCCUUAUAUCAAUUCACUACCAGACGAAUACAGCACACCUCUGUACUUCUCUGCCUCCGAAAUGGAAUUAAUGACUCCGUAUGUUCGCAGUUUGGCAGAGCUGACACAAGAGAGAUUCAGCAAGGCUUUUACAAAAAUUAGAACAUUUGUCAUGAACUGUGCUGCAUCUUACGAGCACAUGUUCAGGGAAUCAGAUGUUAGAUGGGCGUGGUCAACAGUUAACACACGAUCCGUCUACCUUCAGACUGAUCCUCACCCAGUGCUGAUCCUUGAUCCUGAGGAGAGCCAUCUGGCUCUGGCUCCAUUUUUGGACUUGCUUAAUCACAGCGAUUGCUCACAGAUGUCUGCAGGAAUUAAUGUGAAAUCUAAGACGUAUGACAUCAUAACCCAGGACACCUACAAGAAGAAUGAACAAGUGUUUAUAUGUUAUGGCUCGCAUGAUAACACCAAACUUCUCAUCAAUUAUGGGUUUGCCUUGCCAAACAAUGUCAGCAAUUCUUAUCUGUUUACUUUAG